AUGCGUCUGCCUCCUCAACCCUCACAGAUAGACCUCUCUCCAAGACCUGUAUUCAAAAUGAAGUACGCCGCUGUUCUCUUCGCCUGUCUGGCUGGCAUUGCCGCCGCCGCGCCAGUUGUCAACACUGUCGACUACACAUUCAAGGAAACUGGUGACGCCCUCAAGCAGCAUCUCGACCAUAUCACUUCUGACGACUUGAAGGCAAUUUUGGGUGACAAGUACGGCCAGGACUUCGAUAUCGCGUUCAAGGAUUCGACCGGCACAAUUGCGGGACACAUUACUGGCAAGUUUUUCCACUAG
Messenger RNA from Pochonia chlamydosporia 170, 300 nucleotides. RefSeq lists its product as hypothetical. Lineage: Eukaryota; Fungi; Ascomycota; Sordariomycetes; Hypocreales; Clavicipitaceae. The record is from RefSeq and is a predicted model, not a curated record. The coding region runs from base 1 to 300 and encodes 99 amino acids. The transcript has a single exon.